AUGAAGAUAUUAGGCUGCGUUCUCGCAUCCGCAAGGGCUUGGAACAAGGGCUCUUGCUACGAAGAUGGAACAAAACCAGAGUCGACGAUGCUUUGCAAAAAUUCGUGUUCGUUUGAUUGGCUCGGGCGGGGAGAUAAUGUCAUGUACAAAGACAUGGGGAAGAGUGAAUUUUCUUUCACGGCGCAGAUGGUUGCAUUGAAAUGGGGCUUGCCGUAUUUGAACAAAGAGGAUGGAUAUGUUGGCAUGCUCAGAUUCGACAGAACUUACUGUAAACGGCCGAUCCUCCGUGCAAUCGGCGACGGAACCAUCACCAUCAAUGUCUGGGAUCGUACCGAUGAUAACUACUUCACCGAAGCACAGUACUACGAGCUCCCCGCCGACGGAUCCAAAACCAAGGAAGCUGCAGUUGUUCAAUUCCGACGAUCACGAUUCCUCGAAGGCGAUUUCCUAACAAAAGGAAAAGAUCGAUUCUUUUUCACUAUGAGCGGAGUUGACCCCGAUUUCGAUCCACUUGAUCCGCCAAAUUCAAAUGUAGUGCAUGAUGACUACUACCAGUGUUUUUCGAAUGUGGGAAUCGCCACAAUGGCUGACGAUGAUUUUGGUUUCGAAGAAGCGGACUACUCAAAAUGCUAUCUUUAUCAGCGAUAUCUUCAAACGCCGGAUUGGGAUGAAGCUCCUCAGCCAACAACUACAACGACAUCGACCACGACAACAACAUUCACGACGACAACGACGAAUGCCCCCGUCGCGCCCCCUACGUGGGAGGAUAAUGGAGCGCAUUUGCCUAAUCAGAUGACGUGUCACAAUCCCCUAGACCCCGCUGGCUAUGGAUCCGUCAAGGGAAGACCUGGGCCCAAGAUUUUUGGAGGAUCUGAAGCUCCUAGAGAGACCUAUCGAUGGCAAGUACCCCUCUUCGACCCAACCGGAGAAUUCAUCUGCUCAGGUGCUCUUAUCAGCAAAAACAAUGCUGAUUCUCCUGAUUGGGUCCUCACUUCUGCCCAAUGCUGUGAUAACAGGAACACGAUCAUCGCAAAAGUUGGAGAUUUCAACCUUCAAAACUACGAUGCCGGCGAAAUCACGAUAACCAGCAGCAACAUUUUCAUCCAUGACGAUUACCUCAAAUUUGGCGAGUGGACUGGAAAUGAUGCUUGCUUGAUCAAUAUUGGAAAAAUCACUACAUCGGGUCAAUCAGUCUACGAACCAGCUUGCAUCUCAAAUGAUAUGCCGGAAGAUGGUGCUAUGUGCUACGUUUCCGGCUGGGGAUCGAUAAGAGCCGCAUCUGAGAAUCUUCAAAAUCUUCAUGCUUCUCCGGUCAACUACUUUCCGAAUAACUACUGCGCCGGGCUCGGGUAUGGAAAUAUAAAUGAGAACUCAGAGUUCUGCGCUGGUGUUCCUGAUUCAAUGUUUGACGGAACAAAGGACAUCUGCAAUGGUGAUGUUGGAAGCCCUCUUGUUUGCGAUAUGGGCGGCAAACCCGUUCUCUCCGGUCUUUUAUCUUGGGGAACUUCAGGAUGUGUCGGGCCAAAUCGACCAUCAGUGUUCACAAAAGUGUCUUCGAUCGUCCCCUGGAUUCUCGAUAUCACCAACCCUGUAACUGCGUCAGAAGCGCUGAAUUGGGAUAUGCUUUUCGACAACAAGUGGAACGUCAACCCGAUCGAAUUCGUCUUCGAGGGUCAAGUUGCUUCUUCUUACGUAACAGAGGCGUCACUAACUGCACUCCUACCAAACAGCCUAAAGGUCUGUCUGCCAGACGGCGUCUAUCCUGAUGGAAACUUCCCACCAACGACGACUACCACCCAAGGGCCAACAACAACUACAACAACGACAACGACCACCACAACGCCUUACACAGGUCCACCAACGACAACAACAACGACCACCACCACAACUGGUCCACAAGACUGCAACGGCCCUCAGGGAGUUCUUCCUCCAAGUCCUGCUCAGACUUCCGUUGGCUCUACAAGCUGGCUUGACUAUCAAGGUGCUCUUGAGAAGAGCAUCCUCUUCUACGAAGCCCAAAUGGCAGGUCCCUUGCCCGCCUGGCAUCGCGUCCCUUGGCGAGGAGACGCCACUAUCACUGAUGGUUGCGAUGUCGGAGUCGAUCUUACUGGUGGAUUUUACGACGCUGGUGAUUUCGUCAAAUUUCAUUUCCCAGCUUCAAUGGCCAUGCAAACUCUCGGAUGGGGUCUUCAUCAAUACAAAGCCGGAUAUGAAGCCGCCGGUGAGUAUGAAAAUGCCCUCCGAGUGUUCAAAUGGGGAGUCGAUUAUUUUGUCCGAUGCCAUAUCGCGCCCAACGAGUUGUACGCUCAAGUCGGUGAUGGCAAUCUCGACCACGCUUUCUGGGAUCGCCCUGAAGAAAUGAACAUGGUUCGACCAGCUGUGAAGAUCACCCCUUCAAACCCUGGAUCAGACCUUGCCGCUGGAGUUUCAUCACUUUUCUCCACUGCUGCGCUAGUUUUCUACGACUCUGAUCCUGCUUAUGCAGCGGAUCUCCUCAGCAGGGCGCGUGAGCUGCUUGAUUUUGCAACAACCAAUCUUGGCAAAUACUCCGAAAACAUUGUCGGCGCCUCUCCAUUUUACGAUUCCUGGUCUGGAUACAACGAUGAAAUCGUUUUUGCUGGAGCUUCCAUUGCCCGAGCGAGCUACGUUGUCGAUAGUGCAUCAUUUAACUCCGACGUUGCGCAGGCAAAAUCUCUCUUUUCUUCCUUCAAUCCAGGUUCGGCAAGUGAAUUUUCAUGGGACAACAAGGGAGAGGGCGCAAAUGUCAUGAUGUACGAUGUCCUGACUCUUGCUGGCGAUUCUGAUGCAAGCACUUAUUCAGCCAAGAUCCAACAAUUCUACAAUGCCCUACAAAACAGACCCUCAACUCCAGGAGGUCUUGUGCAUAUUCAAGAAUGGGGAUCUGCGAGACAUGCGUGCAAUGCAGGCUUCAUUCUCAAGGUGGCUUCCGAUCUUGGUCUUUCUGCUCAAUACGGAACCUUCGCAAAGAGCCAGCUUGAUUACGUUCUUGGAAACGGACCAAACGGACAUCCGGUGAUCGACGGAAUCCAAGCCUCUCUCGUCGUCGGUCAUGGUCCGAAAUCGCCCCACUCACCCCACCAUACCGCUUCAAGCUGUCCUCCUUACCCCAAUGCUUGUGGCUGGAAUAACUUCCACUCUUCCGGUCCAAAUCACUGGACUCUCUAUGGAGCUCUCUGUGGAGGCCCAAGAACACUGACUGAUGUUUUCGUCAAUGAUCGAUCGGAUUAUGUCGCGAAUGAGGUGGCAAUCGACUAUAAUGCUGGAUUCCAGGGGCUCUUAGCUGCUUUUUCUCUUUGA
Molecule: messenger RNA, 3318 nt
Organism: Oikopleura dioica
Lineage: Eukaryota; Metazoa; Chordata; Appendicularia; Copelata; Oikopleuridae
Source: the annotation of a GenBank genome assembly